AUGUUUUUAAAAGUUAUAUGCAUUUGCUUAUUGAUACCAUCUUUUGUGUUAAGUGCUUCCGUGAAAUCUAGCAGUUAUAUUCAAGAUGAUGCCACCAUACCCGAUGAUGCACGAAUUGCAGCACUUUAUGUCAAAGAUUCUGAAAACGGAGAAUUGCGUUUCUUAACAAGUGGUACUGGGCUUAAUUCUGCAUUAAAUCAAUACAUCACGCAAAAACAAAAUAUGCUUGAACAAUUGAGACCCACAACAGCUACCAACAAUUUUGGAACUAUUACGGGAAGUGGAUUAGGAAGUACAGGUAGUUUUGUGACAAGUGGUACAGGUUCUUCUGGAAGCGUUACACCAAUCAUAGUUAAUUUGGGUGCCACUUCUGCAACUUCAUCCAAUACUGUUGCAUCAGCAGCCUCAGCAUCAUCACCAAUUGCUGAUCUUUUGCCCCAAAUAAUUGCCCAAGGUGCUUUGGGUAAUCGACGAGUAGUAGGUAAUAAUGUACGACGUAAGGUUAAUCGUCGUCGUAGACCAGUUGGUAAUAGGAAUAAUAAACCAAAAAUUGUGUUAGUAAGACCAAAUCGUCAAGGUUAA
This is a messenger RNA of Teleopsis dalmanni, 582 nucleotides long. RefSeq lists its product as uncharacterized. The coding region runs from base 1 to 582 and encodes 193 amino acids. The transcript is spliced from 2 exons. The record is from RefSeq and is a predicted model, not a curated record. Lineage: Eukaryota; Metazoa; Arthropoda; Insecta; Diptera; Diopsidae.